This is a messenger RNA of Cyclocybe aegerita, 834 nucleotides long. Lineage: Eukaryota; Fungi; Basidiomycota; Agaricomycetes; Agaricales; Hemipholiotaceae. The record is from the annotation of a GenBank genome assembly.
AUGGGCCUCAAAUUCUGGAGAUUCCUCAGAGCCAUACUCUUCAGGCAACUCUCAGAUUGGAUCCCAGCACGACCGCAUGUCCACGAUCUCGAGAUCAGGAUCGCUGGAAGCAGCCAGCAUGUCAAGAAGGGGAAGCAGAAAGCAUCCGUCAUUCAGAGUGCACAGGUGGUGAAACCAGUGCCUUGGACACCAGAAGAAAAGAGGGAAUGGGAGGAAAUGCUUGUCCAGUUGACCGCUUCAGCUGAUUUCUCAUUGUCAUGGGUCAAGAAUCCAGUCUGGGAAGCAAUCCGAGACAAAUUUAUUCCUCAAGCGCCCGUCGUUAUGUGGAAGGUGCUGACAAAUCGUCUCCAUCACUUAGCCAAUGAUAUACGCACGAAGGUGAAGACAAAGGUUGAAGGCAAGGAAGUGACGCUACAGGGAGAUGGUUGGACUGGUUUAAACAACCACCAUCUCAUUGCCUUCAUGGUGACUUGCGAUAAGGAGGUUCAUACUGUCAAAGUCCACGAUGCCUUGGGAGAGCGCAAAACUGCUGAAGUUCUUCUUGACGAGCUUGAGAGAGUUCUAUCAACUCUUCAAAAUGAAUGGGGGGCUGUUGUUGUUGGACUUGUCACUGAUGCGUCUGGGGAAUCACGCAAAGCCCAGCGCCUAUUUGCAUGCAAGUAUCCUCACAUCAUUGUCCUCAACUGCUAUGCACAUCAGAUUAACCUUAUUGUUGGCGACUUUUUCAAAAGCCAGUCAGGGCUUCUUGAAUAUAUGGAGAUGGCCACCAAGCUCAUAAAGGGGUUGAGAAGCAAGACAUGCAUCCUACAUUAUCUGCCAUAUGUGGUCCUUUGA